Messenger RNA from Phyllopteryx taeniolatus (common seadragon), 977 nucleotides. RefSeq lists its product as uncharacterized. The coding region runs from base 224 to 775 and encodes 183 amino acids. The transcript has 3 exons. Lineage: Eukaryota; Metazoa; Chordata; Actinopteri; Syngnathiformes; Syngnathidae. The record is from RefSeq and is a predicted model, not a curated record.
CUAAUUCAGCAACAUGAAAAGGGCAACAUAUUAGAAACAGUUGUCAGUAUGAUGCACUGCACCAUCACAACACCACCAAAGUUAUUAAACAACGAAAUACAGUUUUGGAUAUGAAUUAUAAUUUGCGAUUGACUGGCGAUAUUUGACCUGAAGCCACCUGGGAUCGUACAAAAUCUGUUCCGCUCUUUUUCUCUCAUUUCUCUGAGCGUAGUGUCGGCUGGUCAUGAAUCCUCACUCGCUGUUGAUGGUGCUGAUGGUGGUUGCCAUGGUAGCGGGGGCCCAUUCAAAUAAUGAGGAUAACGAACUGGAUUAUGGACACUGGAACUACAGAGAAGGAGCCGACAGAGUUAACGUGACGUCAGUGCGCAGUUUGACUAAAGUUUUGGAUACGUGGGGGAAAGGUAUUUUUAAGGAAAUCAAGACUUUGCUGCAUUCCCAACCCAACACGCUGCUCCCUGACUACUCCAGGGUGCGUCCUCUAUCGGAGACCAUCGACGACCUGUUCACAGAAGUCUCCGUGCUGCAUCAGCGUAUCACAGAGCUCUCCCAUCGCCUAGCAACCACGCAACCCUUCUUCCGUCACCAUGGCUACCGUGAGGAGAGGCUCAGGGAUGAUCCGUCACCGGUACGUCAGAGCCUGACAGGUGAGGAGGCGAGCCUGGCCCGCGACGUGAUCAGCGCACGGGCGAGGGCCAGCCCCACCACGGGGGGCCGGCUGGUGAGAAGGCGUUUCAGAACGGGGGGGUUGGGCGGGCCGGCGCACGGUCACGGCUAAUGUCGAAAGCCGAAAACUUUGGGACUUUGCAAAUAAAAAAGAAAAAAAUAUAAAUAUAUAUUUUACAAAUAUUGACCCUGUUAUUGUGUAAACUACAUUGCCUGAUAUCUUCAGAAUUGACCUCUUCUGAUGUAAUUUCUACUUUGGUUUAUGAUUAUACUGAACCUGAAAUCUGCAUAAUAAACCUUCAGAACUGUCUAAU